GCCCGAAUGUUUACUGCUGGCGCGUGAUCGCGCUAUCGCCGCCCAUCCACAAGGCACAACUCGCCGCCGCUUCGCUUCGCCCGGAAGAGCCUCGCUGCGCUAUUAACGUCGGCAACAACUAGGGGUACACCCCUGCUUCGCGAGCGUUCGCCUGGUCGGAUCGGUGAGAUCUCGACCGUCGCUGUGCUACACGCGCCUUGCGUUACGGCGCCAGAUGGAGCCGCCGACAAAGUCAACCGAAAUCUGCGCCUGUGGGCGAACCGAGCUGAAGCCGUCGCCGCGCUUACGACUGCCGCGCCAGGACCGCUCAGUACGUGAUCAAUGCGUCGUCAAGCGACGAAACACUGACAUUCAAAUUGCACACCGGUCCUACUCUGUGCCGCUGCCACGUCAUCAGACCUUCCAUUUUGAAUACCAUAUCAAAUGAAAGAGGGGCGUUUCGGACUUUCAUGGCAGAUCGUUGAUGAGCCCAUCACCCCAAGCGACGACGAUGGCAGGCUACGACCUCGUGGCCGACGCCAAGCAGGCGGCGCCUCGGCUCGGCGUUGCAUGGGCGCUCGUGGCACUCGCGGUCGCGGCGAACCUGCUCUUUGGCGGGUUUAUCUACGGCUGGGCCUCCAUCUUGCUUUUCCUCCAAGGUGAGCACCAGUAUGCGUCGCUCUGCGCAGUCGACAGCGUCAUCGACAGCGUCACGCACACAUGCGUUGCUCAAGACAACCGGCUCAAUGUCAUCUUUGGCGCUGCGCAGGUGACGUUCACGAUCAGCUCGCUCCCGAUCGGCAUGCUGCUCGACCGCUUUGGGCCGACGGUGCUGACGGCGUGCGGCGGCGUGGCCUCGACGCUCGGCGUCCUCCUCUUUGCCAUCAGCAACGCCUCCGAGUUUGAUGCGUUCCUACCCGCGUACAUACUCACGGCGCUCGGCGGCAUGGCGACGCUCCUCGUCGGCUUCCAAACCGGCUUUGUGCUGCCUAGCUGGCAGACCGUGAUUCUCGCAGGCAUCAACUGCACCUUUGACGCCAGCGCUGUCCUUCCGACUGUGCUCUACGCGAUCCACGACGCGUCCGGUGCGUCUCGUCGGACGCUUCUUAUCGUGUACGCCUGCCUCGCCGCGGUCACCUACAGCGUCUGGACGUUCCUGUGGUGGAAGCAUCGAUCCGAGCCAAUGGCUGCCGCCCAAGAGCUCCAGGAUGACGACGACGGCGAAGCGCCGGUCGAGGCGGCAAUUCUGGCCUCUGCGCCGCUCUCGUUUCAGCUGCGGUCGUUUGAGUUCCGGUACCUUCUGCUCUUUACGAUCAUUCACAGCUUCCACAACGCCUUCUACUUUGGCAGCAUCAACCGCACGCUGGCGAAGUACGACGACGCGACGCACGUGUACACCAAAGUGUUCGGCUGGGUCCUCCCCGUCGGGUUCAUUUACAUUCCGCUCAUCAACAGCGUCAUCGAGCGCCAAGGCCUCGGCACUUCCAUGCUUCUGACGAAUUUUCUCUGCAUGGUGGCGUACGGCAUCGCGUUCAUUCCGUCGCUGCCGCCGCAGGUCGUGGCGUUUGUCCUCUUUGUGGGCUUUCGUGGCUUCUUCUACGCCAACAACACGGCGUUUGCAGCCCAAGUCUUUGGCCAUAUGCACAUGGGCACGGUCAUCGGCAUCACGUACGCGGUCAGCGGCCUCUUGGCGCUGCUCGAGGUGCCUGCUGCGUCGCUCGCCAACGCCAGCGACGAGGGCUGGUACGCCAUGUACGGCACUGCGCUCGGUCUCUGCGUCCUUCUCUUGCCGUGCACAGAAGUCUACCGCCGCCACGCCAAAGGAACGUCGCAGUAGUAAGAAGGCUGAUUUACAAACUAGAUAAAUAUAUGUUGUCUGCAUCGAA
Molecule: messenger RNA, 1865 nt
Organism: Saprolegnia diclina VS20
Lineage: Eukaryota; Oomycota; Saprolegniomycetes; Saprolegniales; Saprolegniaceae
Exons: 4
Coding region: 464-1816 (450 amino acids)
Source: RefSeq, a predicted model, not a curated record